ACUGCUCCACUGAGGGCGUAAGCACAACUCACACCUCUAAAGCUGGAGUUGGAUUGAUGUCCUUCAGGCUUUGAGGAAGGCCUGGUAAAAAAGGACCUGUAUGUAAUUUUUCUGGGAUUCCAAAAGGGUGGAUAGGCUUAGUGAAUUGGAUGCCCCUAAAACUGUGUAAGUGCCAGGUAGGUGUCCUAGUGUGUUCAAUCUGAGCAGUUUCCUCACCCCCAAAAUGGGGCCCUCUCUCAUACUUCUCAAGGACUUUUGGAACUGCAGUGUCAGAAAAAUGAAAAAUCUGAUUGAUGGUCCUUUUGAAACCUUUAAUUGAUGGUUCUUUUAAUUUCACCUUCCAAAACUGCAUCAAUUUCAAUAAAAAGAAAGAGAAAAUAAACAAAACCCUAACCCAGACCAUCUUAUAUUUACUACUGAAGCUUAUUUCAAAUCUGGCUUGAGUUGACUGUGUGGGUUUGGCUGAAAUGUGGAAGCAUUAAUCACUUCCUGGUGUUGCAGGCUACUUAGAGUGUUUUCAACCCUCAGCAGCUAACAGUUCAGGGAGGCAGCACAGAGAGCUGGAUAUGCAGGAUGAGGAAGGAUACGCCACUUUAAAUUUUCAGGCCUCAGAUGCAGUCUCUGCCCAUGGACAUCCAGGCAGCCGCAAAGUGGGAGAUGCAACCGGAUGGGGUGGGAACUGCCUCUCCCUCAAACACCACUCAACACCUAUAUCCUGAUGGAUGGGGCACUGUCCAGAAAGUCAUGUCCCAAUUUAUCCUCCAAAUGGCGUGUGGCUGCAUUGACUUCAAUCACCCUGUGCCUGCUAUUGCUGGUAGGGCUGGCAGCCCUGGCGGUCCUGUUUUUCCAGGCUACCAAGGAUAAAGAGAGAGAAGCUGAAGAACUCAAGCAAAUGAAGGAAGUUCUGCAAACAAAUUUCUCAAAGUUGCAAGAAAUAAGAAAUAGUUUGUGUCUGGAAGGGGAAAAGGAGAAGAAAAAUAAUGGAGUCAGCUGCCCACUGUGCCCUGCACACUGGCAGUGGAGAGGAGGAAAUUCCUGUUACUAUGUUUCUACAAACGAGGCCACAUGGAGUGAGAGUCAGAAGUCAUGCUCCAUGUGGAAUUCUACCCUUGUCCUGGUGAAAGAUGAGUCAAAGAAGGAAUUUCUAAAAAAUCAGUUUCCAAUACCCAAUUAUUGGAUUGGAUUAUCAUUUAAGGAAGAGAGGAAUGGCUGGUUUUGGGAGGACAACAUAACUUUUAUUCACCCGCACUCACAAAAUUCUUACAGGUACUAUCCAUGUGCAUAUUUGGGUUCAUGGCAUAUUAAUUACAAUAAAUGUGAAACCAAAUAUAACUGGAUCUGUGAGAAGGCAGUCUUCCAGCUGAAUCUAACAGAUAGCCAUCAUAAGGAAGAUUAAUUUUCAGUGUACUAAUGAUUAUUUAUUGGUGAUUGCAACAUCCUCUCUACAUUGGACAUUUAUCCUGCUAUAGCUAACAGACAACUAGCACUUAGAAGAUGGAUUUCUUGCUGAAAUUAUUAUUUAUUAGCAAAGCAGCGCACUCUGUCUUAUGCUGGUUUACUUUUAUAACUGAAAAGCUUUCAAAAUCUGUGUUGAAUGAGUCACUCUUGGUAUAUCUGUUGUCAUUGUUGGAUUCUGUCUGAUAAUCACAUUCCUGAAGGAGCCCACACAGCAUGGAAUAUAUAUAACCCCAUAGAGAACGUGGUAGACUUGUUAGUCCUCAUCUGUAAUGAUCAACAGCUGUCAAACUGAAAUUGGAAAUGCCACAGAAGUAGGCUGACCAUAUGGAAAUCCCAGGAAUCCAGGACAUCAUCUGGAUAAAAUGGGACACUUCCCUCUGCUCCCAACCCCCCAGGUGCUCUCAGAAGUAAGCAGGGGCAGGGAUGCAUGCCAGGCAGGCAGCAGUGCAAGGCACUCCACACUGCUCUGACUCAUGACCAGACUGUGCCCCAGGUCCCUGUGUUUUCAGGACACCAAUUAUAAUUUCCAACUGCCACCCAAGACCAGCUUCAGAAACCUGAGACUGUCCCAGUUAAAACAGAACAUAUGGUGACCCUAUGGAGAAGUCAUGGACUGAUGUAAUUUGGAUAUUUAAAAAACUAUGAAGUCUUAGCUUGCUCAUCACAAAAAAAAAAAAAAAAAAAACACCUCACUACAAGUGUUUCCUAUGGCCUAUUUCCUGGAGAUCAUAUAUAAGGCAACUUUAUGAAACUCAAGUGAGGAGACUUUGGCUACCCCAGUUCUGAAGUCUGCUCCAUAGUCCUGGUAAACGAUCUGCUACAAAUCAUUUCCCAGUCACUGAACUAACCUUUUUACUUCUGCACAGGUAUUUAACAUACUGUGCACACCCUUACACAAUCCUAAGCAAACUCUCCACCUCUUCACUACUUACACUCACCAAUAUCACUUAUGAAUCCAUCCUCAUGGAGCCAAAUUAUGCAAAGCUUGAUGUUUAAAUCUUUCCUGAAGUUACUUCUCUUUUUUAAUCAUUUUGUUGGAAGGAAAGCAUGAAAAUUAUAUAUAUUAAUUUCUCAUUAGAUAUCCACUACCUGUUAUAGUGUAAGGGAAAUUCAGAAGACAUUCUGAAUGUGUUCCAUAGAAAACCUUUGGCACUCAGACAGGGAACUUGCAGUUUUAAAUGGACUAGAGAACCGUAGGACCAAAUUCUGUUUUAUUUAUGCAGAUUAAAACAAGAAGAAUAAAGGGAUUUCUGCAAUGGUCUGUGCCUGGGACUACUCUUGAAAUCACUCACAGCUAUCAGGUGAUGAAGAACAUACCUGAUCAUUCACACUUGUUUUUGGAAUGUACCAGGGUUAUUCCUUCUGUGCUUCACAGGUCUUGAAUAUUUGCAGACUCAGCCUAGGGCAGUGGUCUCCAACCUUUUUAAAUAGGAAAUCACCUUUGGCAUUUAAAAGCAACCAAAGAUCUGCUUUGCACUUCCACCACCCUAUCUCCUCCCCACUUCCUCCCCCCCCCCAGCCAGCAGGUAAGUCUUUGGGGAGGGAAGGGGGGGGGGCAGAUAGAGACUGAGGAAAAAAAAAUAUUUAGGGGUACGCCUCCGCAG
Alligator sinensis (Chinese alligator) is the source of this 3062-nucleotide messenger RNA. RefSeq names its product C-type lectin domain family 12 member B. The transcript is spliced from 7 exons. The record is from RefSeq and is a predicted model, not a curated record. Lineage: Eukaryota; Metazoa; Chordata; Crocodylia; Alligatoridae. Gene Ontology annotation, molecular function: signaling receptor regulator activity. Bases 668 to 1396 code for a protein of 242 amino acids.